UACAGGGAACAAGCCUGGCUCCUGGUUGGUUCUGAAGUCUGGUUCCCACAGAGGAGCAGGCAGGAAGGGAGGGGAUGCAGGAGGGAGGAUAAAGCAAUAAAGUGUGCUGCGUUGCCACGCACCGGGAGCCCUUGCUUGAGCUGCAACACCACGCGCCUCUGACCCAGAAGGCCCCCUCCUGGCUCGCACAGGUUCACCAGCCGCGAGCUGCUCCAGCCGUGGCGGUGGCUCUGACAGUAACUGGCUCUGGAUUCCCGGCAGUCAGAGCAAGGCGAAAGAAGCUAAUCGUCCAGGACUCGCAAACCAGGUCCUCAAUGCUUGGCACCUAUGCAAGCCACGUGCGACCCCCAGUUCUAACCUGCGUGCUGACCGGAGCAUGAUCUGUGUCCAGUCGGAGGCUGCCAAGGUAAGCAGACACCACGCUCAAACCACCAGCCUCCCCUUCCCCCUUUCUUGGGCGGCUUCUUUACCCCGGUGAAGCCCCUGCAGCGCCCUCCCUCCUACAGCCGGGAUCCACCCUUCUACCCACCCUCUCUCUUCUCCCGCGAGGUUCAAUUGUUGGCUUGGGGUGGGUCACCGCCCAGGCCGGGAUGGCAUCCCAAAGCUUGGGUACAGCAGGCUGACCGGGCCCUCCUGAGGGCCCCGGAGAGAAACAAAGAAGCCCCCAAAUGGGUUCGCAGCGCCUUCUCCGCCCCUGGGCGCCCUCCCAGUGACUAGGAGAUGCCAGGGGAGGGGGCGGAGAGACCUACGUAAUCCCCCUUCCUAGCCCACACCCACUCCUUAUGAACCAACGCUUGGGAUGGGCUUUUAGACAAUUGUAUCCCAUGGUCUCCGCUCGAACUCUCUUGUGCUUACUCAAGGGCUCCUGCAGCCGGUGGCCAGGUGCAGUCCCUUGGGUGGUGACUGGCUGGGAAGAUGCGCGGUGUGGGUGUUCCCCAGGCGACUCCCUAUCCCUGGCUGGCUGUGCCUCUCAGCUGGGCCUGGCACCUGAGUUUCAGCGGGAGCAGCUGGUCAUUUCGCCCACCCUACUGCUACCUGCACAUAGGCGGGAAGAGGGGCAGGGGUAGAGGGUAGGCAGGGGGCGCUGGAAAAACCGCAUCCGGUCCAUUUUUGGCUGGAGAUCCGACACAUUCUCCAUAGUUUACCAGGCCAUGACAAUGCAGCAAAAUCUUAGAGCUCAAACUGGCCCUCCAUCCUCCGUUCCAGGGCUUUCUGACAGCCCUGAAGCCUCGAUUUCCCAGGCACUGAACUAAUUUGGGGAGUGUGGAUGUGUGGUCUGUUCAUCUUGUGCACAGAGGCUUGGCAGGGUAACUUCUCUGCCAAAUUCAGCGCUUGGGGGUGGGGUGGGGGGAGCUGGCAGGGACACAGGCUGCAGAGAUGCCCCAGCUUGCUGUGGUUCCGGGCACAGCUAGCCUCAGUCUGCAUUGAGCUAACAGCAGAUAGCUUGCGGGGAUUUUCUUAGCUGCUGAAGAUAUUAUUUUGACGUUGCUGUAGUUUGAGGCUACUUCUUCUGGGAUCCGCAGUGGUUCGACUCUCCCUUGUUUUCCUUCUUUCUUUGAAAAGAUAACUAUGCUGUAUUCAGCAGAAGUGGAUAUAGGAAGAACAGCAUAGUUCAAACAUAAGGGGUGGCUUCUUUUUUUGGUGGAAUUUAAAAGGCGAUUUAGGAGGGUAGGUGCCCUACCUGAAAAGGCCACCCCUUAAAAGACCCCAACAGUGUUGUGCUACAAGGCUUCUCAAGCAGGUGGCCAGAUCUGCAUUUCUCAACAGUGGGACUCACUCCGGCUGUGGCUAUCACGGAAUUGAUGCGCAUACACGUGGUGGUUCAUUAUGCUGCUGCACCUGUGUAGUGUGAAGAAUCUGUACCAGAACAGGUUUUUGGGCCUGGCUGCCAUGGCGUCUCCAUCUAGAAAUUCCCAGAGCCGACGCCGAUGCAAAGAGCCCCUCCGCUACAGCUAUAACCCGGACCAGUUCCACAACAUAGACAUCAGAAAUGGCGCCCAUGAUGGCAUCACCAUUCCUCGCUCCACCAGUGACACUGACCUGGUCACUUCAGACAGCCGCUCUACACUCAUGGUCAGCAGCUCCUACUAUUCCAUAGGGCAUUCCCAGGAUUUGGUGAUCCACUGGGACAUCAAGGAAGAAGUGGAUGCUGGAGACUGGAUUGGCAUGUACCUUAUCGGAGAAGUCUCAUCUGAAAACUUUCUGGAUUAUAAGAAUCGUGGAGUCAACGGUUCUCACAGAGGCCAGAUCAUUUGGAAGAUUGACGCUAGCUCGUACUUUGUGGAGUCUGAAACGAAGAUCUGCUUCAAAUACUACCAUGGAGUGAGUGGAGCCCUUCGAGCUACAACCCCCAGUGUCACUGUCAAAAACUCAGCUGCUCCUAUUUUUAAAGGCAUUGGCUCCGAAGAAACUGUGCAAAGUCAAGGGAGUAGGAGGCUGAUCAGCUUCUCUCUCUCAGAUUUCCAGGCCAUGGGGUUGAAGAAAGGGAUGUUUUUCAACCCAGACCCUUAUCUGAAGAUUUCCAUUCAGCCUGGGAAACACAGCAUCUUUCCCGCCCUCCCUCAUCAUGGACAGGAGAGGAGAUCCACGAUCAGAGGCAACACUGUGAACCCCAUCUGGCAGGCAGAGCAUUUCAGUUUCGUGUCUUUGCCAACUGAUGUGCUGGAAAUUGAAGUGAAGGACAAGUUUGCCAAGAGCCGUCCCAUCAUCAAGCGUUUCUUGGGAAAGCUGUCAAUGCCUGUUCAGAGGCUGCUGGAGAGACACGCCAUAGGGGAUAGGGUGGUCAGCUACACACUUGGCCGCAGGCUUCCAACUGAUCAUGUGAGUGGACAGCUGCAAUUCCGAUUUGAGAUCACAUCCUCCAUCCAUGCAGAUGAUGAGGAGAUCUCUCUGAGUGCUGAGCCUGAGUCUGCAGAAAUACAGGACAGUGUCGGGAACAGUGUGGUGGAAAGCAGCAAUGGGGAACCUCCUGGAGAUGUUCCAGAAAACUCCAAGAACUUGAAUCCAGAGUUGCCAAGUGAAGCGAAUGGCGUGAACAGCUCAGGAAACCAAAACCAGGAGUAUGCCAGGCCACUUGAGGAAGCCGCAGGUACCAUGGAGGCUGGAGAUGGUGGUUCUUUCUCUGAAGAACCCGAAGGGGCUGAAGAGAUUCCAGACCCGGAGCAACGUGCCACCCAGCCCACUCUGAGUGCAGAAGAAGUAGCAGAGGAACUUCACCUGGAAGAGGAUCUGCCACCACCGCUGUUGCCAGAAGACAGUGCAGCCCCAGGUAGCCAGGUAGAAGAGGAAACAGUGCCAGAAAAUGGAGCCAGAGAGGAGGAGAUGCAAGAGAAGGGCCCAGAUGAGGAGGAGGAGGAAGAAGAGGAUGUUUCUGCCCUGGAGCAAAGAGAGCCUGGACUGCAGCUGAGGGCCUCGGUGAAAAAAAAAAGCAGACCAUGUUCCUUGCCUGUGUCUGAGCUUGAGACAGUGAUUGCAUCUGCCUGUGGAGACCCUGAGACCCCAAGGACACACUAUAUCCGCAUCCAUACCCUGCUGCACAGCAUGCCCUCGGCUCAGAGAGGGAGCACCACAGAGGAGGAGGAUGGCUUGGAGGAGGAAACAACCCUAAAGGAGUCCUCUGAAAAAGAUGGGCUCAGUGAGGUGGACACAAUAGCUGCUGACCCGCAGACCAUGGAAGAUGGCGAGAAUGAGGGGGCUACUCUAUGCAUGGCACCCUCUGACGGCUCUGGGGGCCACGUCUCCAGUUUGUCCAAAACUAUUGGUGCUGGGCAGGAUGGUGAUGUACACCCCAGCACUGGGAGUGAGAGUGACUCCAGCCCCCAGCAAGGAGCAGACCACAGUUGCGAGGGCUGUGAUGCCUCGUGCUGCAGUCCCUCGUGCUACAGCACAUCGUGCUACAGCAGCUCUUGCUACAGCAGCUCCUGCUACAGCAGCUCCUGCUACAACGGCAACAACCGGUUUGCCAGCCACACACGCUUUUCCUCUGUGGACAGCGCCAAGAUCUCCGAGAGCACCGUCUUCUCUUCGCAAGAGGAUGAGGAGGAGGAAAACAGCGCGUUCGAGUCGGUCCCUGACUCAAUGCAAAGCCCAGAGCUAGAUCCUGAGUCUACGAAUGGGGCUGGGCCUUGGCAGGAUGAACUGGCUGCCCCUGCUGGGAAUGCAGCAAGAACUGCUGAAGGUCUGGAGUCCCCCAUGGCAGGUCCCAGCAAUAGGAGAGAAGGUGAAUGUCCUAUACUCCAUAAUUCCCAGCCAAUAAGCCAGCUUCCUUCCUUGAGGCCUGAACAUCAUCACUACCCAACAAUCGAUGAGCCUCUUCCACCAAACUGGGAAGCUCGAAUUGACAGCCAUGGACGGGUCUUUUAUGUGGACCAUGUAAAUCGUACAACCACCUGGCAGCGACCAACAGUGGCACCUACCCCAGAUGGAAUGAUCAGGUCCGGGUCUGUACACCAGAUGGAGCAACUUAACAGAAGGUAUCAAAACAUUCAAAGAACCAUUGCAACAGAGAGACCUGAUGAAGAUUCUGGCAACCAAAGCUGUGAGCAAAUACCGGAUGGAGGAGGUGGAGGUGGAGGAAGUGACUCAGAAGCCGAAUCUUCCCAGUCAAGCUUAGAUCUGAGGCGAGAAGGAUCACUUUCUCCAGUCAACUCACAAAAAAUUACCUUGCUGCUACAGUCCCCAGCAGUCAAGUUCAUCACCAAUCCAGAGUUCUUCACCGUGCUGCACGCCAACUACAGUGCCUACCGGGUAUUUACAAGUAGCACUUGCUUGAAGCACAUGAUUUUGAAAGUCCGAAGAGAUGCUCGCAAUUUUGAACGCUACCAACAUAACCGGGACCUGGUGAAUUUCAUCAACAUGUUUGCAGACACAAGACUGGAACUGCCUCGGGGUUGGGAGAUCAAAACUGAUCAUCAGGGAAAGUCUUUCUUUGUGGACCACAACAGUCGAGCCACCACUUUCAUUGAUCCCCGAAUCCCUCUUCAGAAUGGCCGCCUUCCCAGUCAUCUGACCCAUCGACAGCACCUCCAGAGGCUCCGGAGUUACAGUGCUGGAGAGGCCUCAGAAGUCUCUAGAAACAGAGGAGCCUCUUUGCUGGCCAGGCCAGGACACAGCCUAAUAGCUGCUAUCCGAAGCCAACAUCAACAUGAAUCAUUGCCACUGGCAUAUAAUGACAAGAUUGUGGCAUUUCUUCGCCAGCCAAACAUUUUUGAAAUGCUACAAGAACGUCAGCCAAGCUUGGCAAGAAACCACACACUCAGGGAGAAAAUCCAUUAUAUCCGGACAGAGGGUAAUCAUGGGCUUGAGAAAUUGUCCUGUGAUGCAGAUCUAGUCAUUUUGCUGAGUCUCUUUGAAGAAGAGAUCAUGUCCUAUGUCCCCCUCCAAUCUGCCUUCCACCCUGGGUAUAGCUUCUCUCCCCGCUGUUCACCCUGUUCCUCACCCCAGAACUCCCCAGGUUUACAAAGAGCCAGCGCAAGAGCCCCUUCACCAUACCGAAGGGAUUUUGAAGCUAAGCUACGCAAUUUCUACCGAAAACUGGAAGCCAAAGGAUUUGGUCAGGGUCCGGGUAAAAUUAAGCUCAUUAUCCGCCGAGACCACUUGCUGGAGGGGACCUUCAAUCAGGUGAUGGCAUACUCCCGGAAGGAGCUCCAGAGAAACAAGCUCUACAUCACCUUUGUUGGCGAGGAGGGCCUGGACUACAGUGGCCCUUCUCGAGAAUUCUUCUUCCUUUUGUCUCAGGAGCUCUUCAACCCUUACUAUGGACUCUUUGAGUAUUCUGCAAAUGACACUUACACAGUGCAGAUCAGCCCCAUGUCUGCAUUUGUAGAAAACUAUCUUGAAUGGUUUAGAUUUAGUGGUCGUAUCCUGGGCCUGGCUCUGAUCCAUCAGUACCUCCUGGAUGCUUUCUUCACAAGGCCCUUCUACAAAGGACUCCUGAAGCUGCCCUGUGAUUUGAGUGACCUAGAAUAUUUAGACGAGGAAUUCCACCAAAGUUUGCAGUGGAUGAAGGACAAUAACAUCACAGAUAUUCUCGAUCUUACUUUCACUGUUAAUGAAGAAGUUUUUGGACAGGUAACAGAAAGAGAGUUGAAGUCUGGAGGUGCCAACACGCAGGUGACUGAGAAGAACAAGAAGGAGUACAUAGAGAGGAUGGUGAAGUGGCGGGUGGAGCGCGGUGUGGUGCAGCAGACCGAGGCAUUGGUGAGGGGCUUCUAUGAGGUAGUAGACUCGAGGCUCGUCUCAGUGUUUGAUGCUAGGGAACUGGAGCUGGUGAUUGCUGGUACUGCCGAAAUCGACCUAAAUGACUGGAGGAAUAACACUGAGUACCGAGGAGGUUAUCACGACGGCCAUCUUGUGAUCCGCUGGUUCUGGGCUGCAGUGGAGCGGUUCAAUAAUGAACAGAGAUUGAGGUUACUUCAGUUUGUGACAGGAACAUCAAGUGUGCCCUAUGAAGGCUUCGCAGCUUUGCGCGGAAGCAAUGGGCUUCGGCGGUUCUGCAUAGAGAAAUGGGGGAAAAUUACGUCUCUUCCCAGGGCACACACAUGCUUCAAUCGAUUGGAUCUCCCACCAUAUCCUUCAUACUCCAUGUUGUAUGAAAAGCUGUUAACGGCAGUAGAGGAAACCAGCACCUUUGGACUUGAGUGAGGAAGUGGAACUUUGCCUGACACUGUCCUGAACAGUGACGCCACCCUUUCUGGGAUGACUUCCUCUCCCUCCUUUGACUUUGGUAUUCCAUGAUUUUUAUUUCAAAGCAAAUUAGAAUUGGCAAAAGCUGUGCAUGAAGAAUUGCCUUCUUCUAAGAUCUAAUCUUCAGGCUUAUCUCCUCUGUUUCCAAUGAACUGCUAGCCUGUAUGCAAUACUACAAAACAGCUGUCUCAAGGUCUGUGCAUACCUCCACAUACCUCCAUUCCUAACAGUGAAAUACGAGUGCAAGUUAUGCUACACUUGACGAAAUGGUAAUAAAUGUUUACUUCCAUUUCUAUCAUUUAAGGAUAAUUUGAGCUGUAAGCAUUCCAUGCUUUUAUAUGCCCAUAACUUCCAAGCAGAACCACCAUUUUUCAUAAUUUCUAACAACCAUUUCCAGACCUAGGAGCUGACUGAUUUUUUUCCUCUCUAUCUCUGCAUUUCCUAUGCAUUCUGUCCACUUAAUGGACAGCCAAGGCCACACAGAUUUUUUUUCUUCAUUCAACACAUGAUUCAUAUGUGGCAUCAAUCCCAUCAUCCAGAACUAGCCUAGAUAUAUGGUGCAAAUAAGGAACUUCCAGCAAUUAACAGCAGCAAGAAAAUAAAGGUUAUCAGUAAGUCCAAUGGUUAUAACUAUGAACUCAACUUGAGAAAAGCAUGGUGGGGGAAGCGCUCUAGUGAACACUCACCACAUGAGAAGCACAAACUUGUGCACCAUGUUGAAGGAGGAAAUCUUAAUUGCUGUGGACUGAAGGAUGACCCUUUAACUCCAAUCUUGUUACACAGAAAGUGAUAAGGCAAACAGGAAAAAGAACAGGACAUAUGACAUUUAUUUAAAUACAUGAAUUUUGUUUAAUCUAUUCUCACAUACAUAGUCCAAAUAGAUCUCAUGGCUUUUGUUUGAAGCCAGGUUUCUUGACUUGACAGGUAAACCUUUUGUUUCUUUUUUACCUUUGGUACAUUCCUCAUUCUUUUUUCUUUCCUUUUUUUUUAAUCAUGGUGUUCACAUCCUGUCACAUCUGAUGUCCACAGAAACACAUAAGGAGCUGCGGAGAGUGACGGUGCUUGUUAGGGACCCUGGGCAAUAUGAGCUUCUCCUUAGUCCACAGCAAUUCUUCGAAGACACACUGACUUGUGUCCAAAAAAACCAUUUUUUUUAGCAUUUAGUGAAAUAUCUAAGAAAAUGUGUUUUUAGGAAAACAAUUUCAGGCUCCACAAACAGCCUGACCUCUUGAUUACAUUUGAGAUAAACCUAACCAUAAUGGUCAUUUGCUAUUUUUGUAACCAUGUUCUCCAUGUUGUCUGAAAUAUGACACAAAUGAAAGUGUUUUUCUUCACUGGGAAAAAGAAAAGCUAAAGAGACUCUACUACUUAAAGAUCCAUUGUUGUAGUCAGCACAUUCAAA
This is a messenger RNA of Peromyscus leucopus (white-footed mouse), 8086 nucleotides long. It is a transcript of the gene Hecw1, whose product is annotated as HECT, C2 and WW domain containing E3 ubiquitin protein ligase 1. The transcript has 29 exons. Gene Ontology annotation, biological process: regulation of dendrite morphogenesis. The coding region runs from base 1828 to 6642 and encodes 1604 amino acids. The record is from RefSeq and is a predicted model, not a curated record. Gene Ontology annotation, molecular function: protein binding; ubiquitin-protein transferase activity. NCBI's taxonomy places the organism in Eukaryota, Metazoa, Chordata, Mammalia, Rodentia, Cricetidae.